AUGGGCAUAAAAAAGAAAUAUCAAUCUGAUUCUGAAGACAGCGGCAGUGAUUCUGAUCCUAUUGCUGAUGAAAUUGCCCCCAAAAUUAAAAAAUCUCACAAAAGUAAAAAGAAACACAAGAAGCACCAUAAGAAGAAAUCCAAAUCAAAUGAAAAUGAUGCCGAUGUUUCGCGGACAAAACAUAAGCGAAAGAAACAUAAAAAACAUGACAGCAUCAGCACAGUGGAAGAGGAUGAAGAAUUACCUUCCAAGCGUUGUAAAACAUCUGCCAUUAAUCUUGUAGGAUAUGAUUCUGAUGAAGAAGUUGAACAAUCAAAACCUCAAUUUGACGAAACCACGAUUAACCUUGAUAAAAAUGGUUUAACAGAGUCGCCUCAUGGGGAUAAAAAUCUAAAAGAAGAAGAAAAUAUGGAUGACGUUUUAAAAGAACUAGAAAGACAAAAGGCUUUGUUACAAGCGCAACUGAUGGAUAGUGAAGUUGGAUUGGAAGAAGGAGAACUGAGUUUAACAGAGCAACAGAGUGAAAACAAAAUGCAGGACGUGGAAUAUUUAAGUGAUGAAAAUGUACAAAACUUGGAGGAUACAGAAAGAAGUGAUGUGCAAAAGUUAAAGAAAGAAAACAAAGAAGAGAAAAAUGGCGAUCGAGAUUAUUAUUCCAAAGCUAAAAAGGCAUCAGAAAAGAGCUAUGCUGAUAAAGAAGAACCAAGUCAUCGUUCAAGUCAUGGGAGAUCAACAAGUAGGAAUAGAAGUGACAGGAGAUCUAAGGAUCGAAGGAUAACGAAAGAAGAUACAGAGAUGGAAGUCGACAAGGAAAACUUCAGAUAA
Molecule: messenger RNA, 825 nt
Organism: Ciona intestinalis (vase tunicate)
Lineage: Eukaryota; Metazoa; Chordata; Ascidiacea; Phlebobranchia; Cionidae
Source: RefSeq, a predicted model, not a curated record